Messenger RNA from Penicillium salamii, 741 nucleotides. Lineage: Eukaryota; Fungi; Ascomycota; Eurotiomycetes; Eurotiales; Aspergillaceae. The record is from the annotation of a GenBank genome assembly.
AUGUCCGAGGAAGAGUUUGGUAGCAAUUCUGUUGGUAACGCCGGUCGUUCUUCAAUUGCCUGCUACGACAUCACAGCAUUCUAUCGCGGUGUCAGCGCCCAUGCCUCCGCUAGUCCCUGGGAGGGAGUCAAUGCGCUUGACGCUCUAGUCACGGGCUAUAACAGCAUAUCAAUGCUGCGCCAGCAAAUGAGGCCUGAUGAACGCGUUCACGGUGCAAUUCUGGAGGCACCCACCGUUACCAAUGCAAUCCCGGAGAUCACGCGCGUUAAGUACUCGAUUCGCAGCCGGACUAUGGAGGGGGCACGGGCGUUGGGAGACCGCGUAAGAAAGUGUCUAGUGGCAGGUGCCAUUGCCACCGGAUGUACAGUGGAGCUGGAUGAAACCCAAAUGUAUGCCGAUUUGGUUGUGAACGCGCCAUUGUGUGAAAGUUUUCAGGAAUCGGUUGGCGAGCAAGGAGCACGGCUAUCGGCCCACGACGAUGUUCUGAUGCCGGGGUCCACCGACCAAGGAAACGUCUCACAGCUAAUCCCCGCGUUACAUGGUCUCAUUGGGAUCCCGGUAAGCGAUGGUGCUAAGAACCAUACCCGGCAGUUCACGGCGGCAGCUGGUACGAGUGUUGCUCAUGAUAGAAUGAUCAUGGCUGGAAAAGCCAUGGCCAUGACAGGCUGGAAGCUUAUUGUGGAUGAGAAGCUGUACGGCAAUGUACGCAAUGCUUUUACCGAGGCGAGAGGGGGAAAGUAG